UAUGAGAGAGACGUAAAAGGAUACUCUGCAAUCGUAAGCCAAAUAAAUGCACACUAUGAUGCUUAUCAGUCACUUAGCCACGAUGAGUUAAGAAAUAAAACAACUGAAUUCAAGCAAAGAAUCAAAAAUAGCCUUGCAGAUAUUGACGCAGAUAUUACUGCACUCACAGAAAAGGCAAAUCAAGAACCAGAUUUUGUAAAUAAAGAAAAUAUUUACAACGAAAUUGAUAAAAUCAAAAAAGAAAGAAAUAAAUACCUUGAAACAGCGCUGAAAGAAAUUUUGCCUGAAGCAUUUGCCGUUAUUAAGGAAACAUCUAGAAGAUUUAAAACAAAUCCUACCAUAGAGGUAGAAGCUACAGAUCACGAUAGAUUAUUGGCAGUAAAUAAAGAGUUUGUCUCAAUACAAGGAGACAAAGCUAUUUGGAAGAAUAGUUGGAAAGCAGCAGGUGGUGAUAUCACUUGGGAUAUGCUUCAUUAUGAUGUCCAGCUCAUAGGUGGUAUGGUGCUGCAUGAAGGAAAAAUUGCGGAGAUGGCCACAGGUGAAGGUAAAACAUUAGUAGCAACCUUACCUGCAUAUCUAAAUGGUCUUUCAGGCGAAGGUGUUCACAUCAUAACGGUCAAUGAUUACCUAGCAAAAAGGGAUAGCGAAUGGGUAGGACCAAUAUUCCAAUUUUUAUUACUCACAGUAGAUUGUAUAGAUAAAUAUCGCCCACACUCUCCGGAACGUAUCAAAGCUUACAGAUGUGACAUCACUUAUGGAACCAAUAAUGAGUUUGGUUUUGACUAUUUGAGAGAUAAUAUGGUGCGUGAUGCAGAAGAACUUGUGCAGCGCAAACAUCAUUAUGCCAUGGUGGAUGAGGUAGAUUCAGUGUUGAUUGACGACGCAAGGACACCUUUGAUCAUCUCAGGACCUGUGCCACAAGGAUUGGAAGAACAAGAAUAUUUAGAGUUAAAUCCUAAAAUUGAAAAGCUCGUUUCUGUACAAAGACAACUUGCAACAGAGUACCUUGCUGAAGCUAAAAAACUUAUCAAAGAUGGAAAUGCGGGACAUCUCGAAGGCGAAGGCGGUCUAUCUUUAUUUAGAUGUUACAGAGCUUUACCUAAAUAUAGACCAUUAAUAAAGUUUUUGAGUGAAGAUGGAGUAAAAGUGAUCUUACAAAAGACAGAAAACUUCUACAUGCAGGAACAAAACAAAAACAUGCAUUUGGCUGAUGCGCCAUUAUAUUUUACUAUUGAUGAAAAAAAUAGAUCAGUAGAACUUGCAGAAAAGGGAAUAGAAUACCUAUCCAAAGGCGAAAAUGACCCUAAUCUUUUUGUCAUGCCUGAUAUCACUCAGCAAAUCCAAGAACUAACUAGCAGAGAAACCAAGGAAGGUAUUAAACUUACUGAAGAGAAAGAGCUAAUGAUCCAAGACUAUUCUAUCAAGUCUAGGCGUCUACACGCUACAAGUCAGUUGCUAAAGGCGUACACUUUAUUUGACAAAGAUCAGGAAUAUGUAGUCAUUGAUGAGCAAGUAAAGAUCGUAGAUGAGCAGACAGGUCGUAUGAUGGAAGGGCGUAGAUAUUCUGAUGGUCUCCACCAAGCAUUAGAAGCAAAGGAAGGUGUAAAAGUAGGAGAAAUCACACAGACUUAUGCGACAGUAACACUUCAGAACUAUUUUAGAAUGUACCACAAACUAGCAGGUAUGACAGGUACCGCUGAGACAGAAGCAAGUGAAUUGUGGGAAAUUUACAAACUUGACGUAGUCGUUAUUCCAACCAAUAGGCCUAUUAUCAGAGAUGACAAAGAUGAUUUAGUAUAUAAAACUGCAAGAGAAAAGUUCAAUGCCGUUAUAGAAGAUAUAGGUAAAUUGACUGCACAAGGUAGACCUGUCCUUGUGGGUACCACUUCUGUAGAGAUUUCUGAGUUAUUGAGCAGAAUGCUUAAUUUAAGAGGUAUUAAACACAAUGUAUUAAAUGCAAAGCAACACCAAAGAGAGGCAGAAAUUGUAGCUGAAGCAGGUAAAGCGGGAGCUGUUACUAUAGCUACCAAUAUGGCAGGUAGAGGUACGGAUAUCAAGAUCAAUGCUGAAGUCAAACAAGCAGGUGGUUUAGCUAUUGUUGCCACAGAAAGACAUGAUUCUAGAAGGGUAGAUAGGCAGUUGAGAGGUAGAGCAGGAAGACAAGGAGAUCCAGGUAGUUCACAGUUCUAUGUGUCAUUAGAAGAUAACUUGAUGCGUCUUUUCCAAUCAGAAAGAAUUGCAGGUAUUAUGGACAAAAUGGGCCAUAAAGAAGGAGAAGUUAUCCAACAUAAUAUGGUCUCUAAGUCCAUAGAAAGAGCACAGAAAAAAGUAGAAGAAAACAGUUUUGGAGUAAGAAAGCGUCUCCUUGAGUAUGAUGAUGUAAUGAAUAUUCAGAGAGAAGCAAUUUAUAAAAAGAGAAAUAAUGCACUCCACGGCGAAAGGUUGUCAGUUGAUCUACAUAAUAUGUUCGUAGGUUCAGUUGAAAAUAUCGUUGCUAUAAAUAAAAGGUCUAAUGAUUUUGAAGGUUAUAGAUUUGAUUGUCUCACAUCUUUGAGUAUUGAUCCACAAAUCGAUGAAGAUACAUUCAGAAGCAUGUCGGUGGACAAUCUAAUUGACGAAACACUUGACGCAGUAAUGAAACAUUAUAAUUACAAGUCUGAACAAAUCACUCAGAUCCUUCUUCCUACCAUCCAAAAGGUAUAUGAAACAGAAGGUCAUCGUUACAAACGAAUAGCAGUGCCAUUUACAGAUGGUCGUAAUAAUCCAUUACCAAUAGCAGCAGAUCUCAAAAUAGCUGUAACUACAGGUGGUGCAUCUAUCAUGAGAGAUAUCGAAAAAACCAUUACUUUGGCUAUUCUAGAUGAUCAUUGGAAAGAGCAUUUGAGAAAUAUGGACGAACUCAAAGAUUCUGUACAGUCAGCUUCAUUUGAGCAGAAAGAUCCAUUGGUUAAGUACAAAAUUGAAGCCUAUAAUUUAUUUGAAGAACUUAUCAACAAAAUAAAUAAAGAUGUAGGAGCUUAUUUAUUUAAUGGUAAGUUGUUGUUGCAGCAAGAAGUAAAAGAAGCAAGAGUACAAAAAUCUGAUCUUAGCAAAGUACGUACUAGUCGCGAGGAAGAAGAUGCAAAAGCAGCAGCAGAAGGUGUUUCUAGAAGAAAUGAAAAACCAGAAACUUUCAAAAGGGUAGAAGAUAAGGUCGGUAGAAAUGAUCUUUGCCCAUGUGGAAGCGGCAAGAAAUACAAACAUUGUCACGCAAGCCCGAUCGUACCCAUUGAAAAAUACAUGGAGCGAUGUUUUGAGCUUGCUGCUUUUGGAGGAAAAGAUACCAAAUCAAACCCAAAUGUCGGUUCUGUCAUUGUUUUUGAUGGACAAAUAAUAGGAGAAGGUUAUCACAGAUAUUACGGAGGUCCACAUGCAGAAGUAGAAGCAUUCCAAAGUGUAUCAAAAUCAAAUCUUCACAAAAUUAAAGAUGCUACUUGGUAUGUAAGCUUAGAACCAUGUUCACACUUCGGUAAAACACCACCUUGUGCCCAUAAAAUUGUGGCUGAAGGGUGUAGAAAAGUAGUCAUAGGAUGUCUAGAUCCAAAUCCAAUA
Darwinula stevensoni is the source of this 3591-nucleotide messenger RNA. The record is from the annotation of a GenBank genome assembly. Lineage: Eukaryota; Metazoa; Arthropoda; Ostracoda; Podocopida; Darwinulidae.